AUGAGUCCAGUGCAUAGGCAUGAAGGCGGGUUUAGGGAUGAGGACGACAGCCAUCCUUCCCCCCAUCGGCACCGCCAUCAGCAUCAUGAGGUUGCACCCCCUGCUCCCAGAGCUGCUGAACCGAACCGGCCAAGGCAGCGCCCUGAGGUCCAACAGGAGAGGAAACCGGAGCCUGCUCCCCGACAAGAACGCCGACAGCCGGCAAAGGAAGCCAACUUGUUCAGCGAUGAGCCUAUCGGGUACGUCUCUCCUGCUCGUCGACGCCGACCUGCCGAAGUUGCCUCACCCGCACGCCCCACCGUGCCUCCCGAAGCAGCAACCCCUCCUCAACCGAAACCCAGGCCACAGCGGCCUUCGGUUCCGAUCACUCCUGCCGCUCGUUCUGCUUCGGACACGAACAAGGCGAAGGGAACAGAGUUUUUCAGACUUGGCCAGUUUGCCGAGGCGGAAGUCGCGUACUCGAAAGCCUUGGAUGUGCUCCCUGAGGGGGCUAGUGCGAGGAUCUUGGUUCUCAACAACAGGGCUGCGUCGAGACUCAGGACUGGAAACUCGGCAGGUGUGGUGGAAGACUCCGGGGCUGUUCUUACCCUUCUCGUCCUUGACGGAGCGGAAUACAACCCAACCAGUGAGGAAGACUGGGAAGGGGUCAAACUCGGUGAUGCUCUCGUUAAAGCCCUCACUCGGCGAGCUGAGGCGUGGGAGAUGAGCGAGAAGUGGGACAAGGCUGCCGAUGACUGGCAGAGGGUGGUCAGUCUGGGGACUUGGAUCGGUAAACCAAAAUGGGAUAUCGCCAAUCGGGGAUUGGAUAGAUGUAAGCGGAUGAAGGGCGGUGGAGAAACGGCCACCGCUCCAGCGGUCUCAAAGCCGAAACCAAAACCAAAGCCAGUUGUGAUCGGUGCCCCGGGAAAGCCUUCAGAAGCAGUUACUAGGUUGCAGCAAGCGAACCAGGAGCAAGACGAAGAGGAAAACCUACGAGCACAGCUUAAGGAUAGCGUCGAUGCUCGCCUCAUCGCGUGGAAAGGAGGUAAGGAGACCAACAUCCGUGCUCUUAUCGCGAGUUUGGACAUGGUCCUCUGGGAGGAGCUGGAGUGGAAGAGGGUCAAUCUUGGCGAAUUGGUCAGCCCCGCACAAGUGAAGGCAAAAUAUGUGCGAGCGAUCGCUAGGCUGCAUCCUGACAAGCUGAGUGCAUCGAAAGCAACAGUCGAGCACAAGAUGAUAGCCAAUGGUGUGUUUGGCGCGCUCAAUGACGCGUGGAACGCAUUUCAGCAGCAAGGAUAAUUGAUUGAGGCCUGUAUGGAGACAUAGAAUUCUGAAUGUUUGUAUUCAAU
Molecule: messenger RNA, 1328 nt
Organism: Dacryopinax primogenitus
Lineage: Eukaryota; Fungi; Basidiomycota; Dacrymycetes; Dacrymycetales; Dacrymycetaceae
Exons: 2
Coding region: 1-1278 (425 amino acids)
Biological process (GO): clathrin coat disassembly; clathrin-dependent endocytosis
Cellular component (GO): vesicle; intracellular membrane-bounded organelle; cytoplasm
Molecular function (GO): clathrin binding
Source: RefSeq, a predicted model, not a curated record